CAGAAGGAAUACAACCAGCGCCGAAUGCUGCUCGCCGAGACCGUUAAGUUCUUUCGCAGGCUCGAGAAGGCCGCUUACGACCACGAACGACAGCUGGCGGACCGGAAAGAGUGGACCGAUUUCCUGUCGUGCCGCACAACCCCGGAUCCCGCCAGCCCGCCCGAGCUGCGCGAGUGUCUGUUCCGGUGGGUCUUUCAGCAGGAAGCGCUAGCAAAGUGUACGGUCAGCUGGACGCUGGCAGCGGACGAGCGGAGCCCGCUGACGCAAGACCCGGGCCGGAAGCGAAAUACGAGAAAAGAUCUGAGGGAAACCUUCCGUAACAUUGGCGAAAUUUACUUGCCGACGAUUUGUGAGGCACUGGCCGUGCUGGAAUCGAUCCAAGCUAAUGCCGGCCGGGGGCAGCAUCCAAUGGCCGUGGAAGUCGCACUGGUACGGGACGAGAUCCGGAAGUUCAUUAGCGAUUCGCUGGACAGGAUGACCUUUCGCAUUGGGAGCAACAUUGCACGGGACAUGGAGACACUGGAUCCCGUGAUGAGUGACUUCCAUUUCCCGGCGAACGAUGUACUUGCGAUGUAUCUUUGGACCUUUCGUCCGGUUCCACUCGCGCCAGAUUAUAAUCUGCUUAUGAAAGUUAUCGACAUGGUCCCGCUACAGCUUGUGCUACACCGUCCCCCGGCGCUGGAGCUGAAGGACUGUCUAAUCCGGGGACUCUGGCAAGUGUUCGAUCACUACAGCAAUAUGGACCCCACGCACACCAUCCCCAAGCUGAUGCCCGUGCCGGAGCUGUCCGCCGCACAGGAAGCGGAGUGGAACGAGCGGCAAGAGGUGAGACGGAAGCGUCUGACAGCGUUACGGAAACUACGGGAAGAUUACGAAAGCGAACAACGUCGUAAACAGGCCGAAGCGGAAGCACUCGAAGCCCAAAAGGGUGGCCCUGGCGCAGGUAAGGAUGCGAAACCCGCCGCAAAGUCGGCGGGCAAAAAGGGAGCGAAAGCGGCGAAACAAGCACCGGCCGACGAGCCGGUUCCAGCGGUGAUUACGGAUGAGACCGAGGUUGACAUUGACGCUGAGUUCGAGCGGCAGGAAAGCGAUCGAUUUUGGGACAGCCUCGACGUUGUAGCGCCCAAAUCGCUACCCCUCAGGCAGGGCUACAUAAACCUGCGGGAGUAUGCCAUCGUCGGUGGCGUGUUCGAGCUGGCACGCUUCGACAAGCUUCCGCAGCCGGUGGAGCUGAGGCCCGAUUUCAUCUACACCAACGUUCCGGUUGGUUUGAAGUUGACAGAAAAAGGGUAUCGUGCGUUCGAGAGCGAAGAGUUGAUUAAAAUUGAGCUCCAACUCCCGGCCCACUGCCACUGGUGGGAAGAGCCGACCGUCUGCUGCUGGGAACCGUGGGAGGAGGGUGCCCAGUUCACCCAACUACCGUCGGAAGUUCAACAGUUUCACCUCAACUAUGACGAAAUCGAGGCCCGCAAAGCGACACUCCUGUUUGCCGCACCAGAACCUCGCCGCCUACGGGUGCUCGCUGUCGAGCCGAAAACCAUUGAAGACUUUAGCCUCGUGGAUAUUCCGCUCGAGCUGCGACUUCACUACCUCAUCCGCGAGCACCUUUUGCCUUGCGUCCCGGAAGGUUAUCGAUUCCGGGUGGAGCUGAAGCGCUUGUACACCAUCCUGACGGAGCGAGCCGAACGCCGGAAAGCACGUGACCGUGAGCAGAUGGCACGGGACGGGAUGUUGCAGAAGUACGACCAAUUUCUCACCAAGUGCCAUCAUCAUCACGGGGGUCCAUCGCUAGCGCUGUCGGAAAUGCGCCUCCCAAUCGAUUCCGAUAUUGACAUCGGCGAAGAAGCCGGCACCAACUCUAGGCGUUCCAGCGCGUCCGUGCGGGCAGACGAUGCGGAGCGAUUGCAGGAAAUGGAUGAAAAAUUGCCACAAUUUUCAUUGGCACCUUCGGAUGGGCCGAGAUACCUGCAUCCUCCCGCUCUGCUCUAUCAGCCGCUAGAAUUCGGCCGGUUCGAUGGUGCCGAAACGAGCGCCGGCGAACAGGAAAUGGAGGCACUCGUGCGGAGCAUGGAAUCGCCCAACGCAAUGCUGGACAAUGAUUCCAAUGAGCGAUUGUGCGAAACGUUUUCCACCUUUAUGAUGCUGCUCAAUUAUUUGCGGGAAAAGGAACGGCCCCAUUUUCCACCGCUGCCACCGGCCGUGGAUGAAACAGCCGGACAUCCGGCGCCCACCCAGCAUCCGGAUCGGGACAAACAACCCAGGCGACCUCAGAUUCGUACGACGAAAAAGUAUCCUCUCGGGUUGGGCGAACGAACGCGAACACUGUCCGGGAUGAGUGAGGCCGCAUUGUCGCUGGAGGAGAAAAAGAAACGCAAACGCAAAAAGUCGCUCGAUAGUGCCAGGGCUCAGCAGGAGCACUUAGCGUCACAGGACGCGAAGACACUGCCCGAGACAAAGCCCAGCGCGGAGGAGGAGGCGGAGGCUCUGUCGUUGAUCGAACACGAGCCGGGUCGAUGGUCAACGAUGCCAAUACGCAACCAAUCGUACGAUCCGGACCGACGGGUGCUCACUUUCUGGACUGACCGGUUGGGAGUUUAUGGGUUAGCUGCGCGAAAGUACUUCAACAUUCCAAUCGUGCACUGGGACAUUCGUCGCCACGGCCGGAUCGCCAAUCUGACGACGGCCAUUACACUCUCCACCAAGGCACUGCAGAUCGUUUUCUACGUCACCUCGAACGGCUAUCGGGUGGAGUUGCAGGAGCACGCUAAACGUCAAUCGAAAAAGUCCGAGGAUGCUCCACCGGUUGUGUUACACCCCACCGAUGGAACCUUUUCGCUGGACGAGCUUGAACGCUACCUUCUCGGGAUGAAUGUUCACGUAUUUCCGCAAGUGGAUACCUGUUUUUACGUCCCCGGGUUGGAGUCAACGGCCAGUCCGAAGCAUCCUUCAAUGGAAACGCACAAUUUGCGGUGUUUGGGUGUGUUCUGUAUGACGCACAACUUUCAGUCCUGCCUGUGGAACCGGUACGCCAAUCGGCGCACUUCACUCAUACUCGGCCGGGAGCUUAUCGAGGGCCGGAACGAGCCCGAAUUUCGUACCGUCAUGAUAACGCCACUUAAGUCACAGCACGUCGAAGUGGAGGAGCUAUGCUCGGAUUCGCUGGACGAAAUCCUGUUGGCGUUCCAUCCACGUCCAGUGGAGCAAAGCUACAAUGCGGACUGUUACGGCCUGCUGAAGGAUGGGCUGGAAGAACCGUCGCGCAAGGUGCUGGCCAAAACGCCAGCCCUGCUACAAUCGAACGUCGGUCAGCUCCUGCAGAAGCUCCAGCUGCUGAGCUACUCGUGA
Messenger RNA from Anopheles moucheti, 3345 nucleotides. RefSeq lists its product as uncharacterized. The coding region runs from base 25 to 3345 and encodes 1106 amino acids. The record is from RefSeq and is a predicted model, not a curated record. Gene Ontology annotation, molecular function: microtubule binding; beta-tubulin binding. The transcript is spliced from 6 exons. Lineage: Eukaryota; Metazoa; Arthropoda; Insecta; Diptera; Culicidae.